Cynoglossus semilaevis (tongue sole) is the source of this 1375-nucleotide messenger RNA. It is a transcript of the gene ndufa10, whose product is annotated as NADH:ubiquinone oxidoreductase subunit A10. Gene Ontology annotation, biological process: mitochondrial electron transport, NADH to ubiquinone. The record is from RefSeq and is a predicted model, not a curated record. The coding region runs from base 89 to 1144 and encodes 351 amino acids. NCBI's taxonomy places the organism in Eukaryota, Metazoa, Chordata, Actinopteri, Pleuronectiformes, Cynoglossidae. The transcript has 10 exons. Gene Ontology annotation, cellular component: cytoplasm; respiratory chain complex I.
AGGCCCCAACUGUGACGCAGAAUUCCAUUGCCGUCAAGAAUUACUGUUCUUCCUCGGGUCAGGUCGAAGGUAUAUAAGGAAGGUAAACAUGGCCCUGAGGGUGAUCGGGCAAAUCAUCCCAUCGGGAACAACUGUUUUCAGGGCAGCAAAUGUUGCACAGAAGGCAUGUUUAUCCACAAGCUCAACGAGGAGUCUAAGAUAUGGUCACUUAGCCUAUUUGAUGGGUGAAAGAACAACAACACGGUUUAAUCACCUCAGCAGAAUAUUUACUGUGGAUGGAAACCUGUCCUCGGGGAAGGGAGAACUGGCUAAGAAACUGGCAGAAAGCCUGGGGAUGCUCUACAUGCCUGAGGCGGACCAAUUUUACUUGGACAGGGUGCUGGGAGAGAAGGAGCCACUGCACAUUGAUUAUAAUGGGAUGUGCAGUAUGGAGAAGUUCUACGAAGACCCCAAAGCACCUGAUGGAAACAGCUCCAGGUUGCAGUUGUGGAUGUAUCUCAUGAGACUGCUUCAAUACAGCGAUGCCCUUGAACAUCUUUUCUCUACAGGCCAAGGAGUGGUUCUGGAGCGUUCUCCCUAUAGUGAUGAGGUCUUCCUGCAUGCCAUGUUUAAAGAGGGGUACAUCAGUAGGAAUAGUGUAAAACAUUACCAAAUGAUCAAAGAGAUCAGCAUCUGUGACUACGUGCCCCCACAUUGUGCGAUUUACAUCGAUGUGCCGGCUGAGGAGGUGCACACUAAGUUGAAACAGAGUGGCAAGAAUGUCUCCCUGUCAUAUUUGAAGCACAUUGAAGACCGAUACAAGAACAAGUUCCUGCCUGCGAUGAGUGAGGAGGCUGAACUUCUCUACUAUGACACUGAGAAAUCCCAGGAUAUGGAAAUGAUUCUGGAAGACAUUGAGGCUUUGCAGUACAACAAAGGUCCGUGGGUGGAAUUGGACGACAUUGCCCUGCACUACAUCAGGAUCUUAGUGCAAAACAAGAAACGUGUCGUAGACCUGGCCAUAAUACCCAAUUUAAUCCCGGAGAUUACCAUCGGGGCGCAUGAGUUUGACGAGAAGUACCAUGCCUUCAAAUUGCUCCCAGGGAAAAAGUACGCUCCCGGUUACAACACAGACAUGGGGGACAAAAACGUCUGGCUGAAGUGAAGGUUGAUGAUUUCACAGUCUCCUCACUUUUCCAAAUCUCUCCUCUGACCCAUCUGCUCCUCGGCUGAACUCUGGAUUCUCUGACCAGGAUCGGUCCAGCCGCCAUGCAGUGUACAUCCGAAAUGAUAACAUGUGUAUAAAAGAAAAUAAUACAUUUUGAAUCUUAUCUCGUCUUGUGUUUUGUGUGGAUGCUGAAUCUUAGGUGAAAAUAAAGGCAAAGGAAAGUGAAAA